This is a messenger RNA of Thunnus maccoyii (southern bluefin tuna), 1430 nucleotides long. RefSeq names its product PSMC3 interacting protein (gene psmc3ip). The record is from RefSeq and is a predicted model, not a curated record. Gene Ontology annotation, molecular function: double-stranded DNA binding; recombinase activator activity. The transcript is spliced from 8 exons. Gene Ontology annotation, biological process: homologous chromosome pairing at meiosis; meiotic strand invasion involved in reciprocal meiotic recombination; meiotic joint molecule formation. Bases 88 to 726 code for a protein of 212 amino acids. Gene Ontology annotation, cellular component: condensed nuclear chromosome; DNA recombinase auxiliary factor complex. NCBI's taxonomy places the organism in Eukaryota, Metazoa, Chordata, Actinopteri, Scombriformes, Scombridae.
UCUUAAAUCGUAAACAAUCUUUUACGUGACGUAUAUCUCGCGCGAAACUCAGUCUGGAGAGCUAAAGUGAAAGUGGACUAACUAGAAAUGAGUAAAAAAGAUAACGGUACCACUGUCAUCCUCGCCUAUCUGAAUGAGAAGAACCGUCCCUACAGUGCUCAGGAUGUCUUUUGUAAUUUACAAAAGCAGCAUGGGUUGGGGAAAACGGCAGUGGUCAAAGCGAUGGAGCUGCUGGCUCUGGAGGGCAAGAUAAAAGAGAAAGUGUACGGCAAGCAAAAGAUAUAUUUUGCAGAUCAGGCUCAGUUUAAAGAUGUGAGUGAUGCAGACCUGAAGGCAAUGGACUGUCAGAUCUCAGAGCUCAGUGCAGAGGUGCAGUCUCUCACGCAGAGCUGCAGACAGCUAGAUGCAGAGCUUAAAGAACUCAACAGCUCCUUGACAACAGAGGAAAUGAUCUCAGAGAUUCGAGAGCUGAAAGCGGAGUGUUCUGGGUACAGAGCGCGUCUGGAGAAGAUAAAGUCAGCCACAAAUCACGUCACACCUGAAGAGAAAGAGAAGGUUUAUAAAGACCGUGAUGUUUAUGUGAAAGAGUGGAGGAAGAGGAAGAGAUUGGCCUCAGACAUGAUGAAUGCAAUCCUGGAGGGAUAUCCUAAGAGCAAAAAAGAGUUCCUGGAUGAGGUCGGAGUGGAGACUGAUGAGGACUGUAAGGUGGUUGUCCCAAGUACAUGAAAACGAGAACAAAUAAGUGCUUGUUCAGCUACUUUGCCGACGUGAGCCUGUGCAGUGCUUCGCUAAGGAAACAAGAUUACACAUCAGAACCGUCUGAGCCACAGUACAUUUAUUUAUAGCCAGUUUCUUUUGAACAAACAGUACAUCUUUCAUAAAUGUCAAACAGAUAAACAACUUUUUGUAAUUGAAAGUAUAUUCAUACAAAAAUAGCUCUGUCAUUUGUUGAGGCACUAACACUACGUCACAUCAUUAGACAGCACUGAGGGAUGCUUGUCACCUCUUAGGCAACAUUGGUUUAAUUUUUCCCUUUUUUUUAAAGCCAUUUAAAUCAAUCCUGAGCCUACGAUGAAAAUGUCAACAAAUUAUUCGUUAUAGCUUUGAGAACUGCACAUUAUUUGUUGUUCUUAUUACUGUUCAAGUCCAUCCUGUAGCUAUUUUGUUUGAAAACUGUACAUAAGACUUGCAAUGUAUAAAGUAUGGAUUGUUAUUAAUGACCUUCAGGUAUUGAGGGCUUGUGCCAUUUUUUUCCCCUUUAUUUUUUUGUUAAUCAUACUUUUGUAUUGUUUUUUUCACUCAGUAUUACUGCCAAGUUAUUAAAUGUUCAUGACAAUAACUUUUGACACUGAAGUGCAAACAGAAUUUCUCCCAGAAGAAGGACUCAUCUCUUUAUCAGCUGUCUGAAAACACGGAGGUUUUACACAUCA